Messenger RNA from Cryphonectria parasitica EP155, 2026 nucleotides. Its product is annotated as glycoside hydrolase family 71 /Carbohydrate-binding module family 24. The coding region runs from base 1 to 1842 and encodes 613 amino acids. The transcript has 3 exons. The record is from RefSeq and is a predicted model, not a curated record. Gene Ontology annotation, biological process: mating projection tip cell wall disassembly. Lineage: Eukaryota; Fungi; Ascomycota; Sordariomycetes; Diaporthales; Cryphonectriaceae. Gene Ontology annotation, molecular function: glucan endo-1,3-alpha-glucosidase activity.
AUGGUUGGCUUCCAUUCCUUUUCUUCAACAUGUCUGCUGGCAGCCUCGCUCGUCAGCGCCGCCCCUUCUCUUCUCUUGGACGCUGGCUCGUCCCCUCCACUCCUUGACCGGCGCCAAAACACCACAACUUCGUCCGACAAGCUCGUUUUCUGCCAUUUCAUGGUGGGUAUCAUCUCAGACCGAACCAGCGCGGCAGACUGGGACUCGGACAUGCAGAUAGCCAAAGACCUAGGCAUAGAUGCUUUCGCCCUGAACAUAGGCACAGAUGAUUUCACCGACACGCAGCUUGGGUAUGCGUACGAAUCGGCGGCCAACAACGGCAUGUCCGUGUUUAUCUCCUUUGACUUCAACUGGUGGGACCCGUCUACCGAUGCGGCCGAGAUUGGUGAUAUGAUCGCCAAGUAUGGGGCCGAGACGGCGCAGCUCAUGGUGGACGGAAAAAUCUUUGCCUCAUCUUUUGCCGGCGAUGGUCUCGACGUCGCCGCCGUGCGAAGCGCUGUUGGGGCUGAUAUUUUCUUCGCCCCCAACUUCCACCCUUCCGAGACCACCGACCCCAGUGCCAGCAUCGAUGGUGCGCUGAACUGGAUGGGAUGGAACAACAACGGAGACAACAAAGCGCCGGUCGCGGGCGGGACCAACAUCACUGUCGUCGACGGCGAUGACACGUACAAAUCCUGGUUGUCCACCAUGCCGUACAUUGCCCCCAUCUCGCCAUGGUUCAGCACCCACUACGGCCCCGAGGUCACCUAUUCUAAGAACUUUGUCUUCCCAAGUGAUCUGCUGUGGUUCACUCGCUGGACCGAGAUCCUGACCCUCAGCCCCCACUAUGUAGAAAUGAUCACAUGGAACGACUAUGGUGAGAGCCACUACAUCGGACCGCUCUCGUCCAUGCAUUAUGACGACGGGGCGUCCAAGUGGGUUAACGACAUGCCUCAUGAUGGCUUCCGGACACUUGCCAAGCCCUUUAUCUCAGCCUACAAGGCAGGAGCAGCAGCGGUCGACUCAUACAUCACCGAAGACCAGAUCGUCUACUGGUACCGACCAACCCCGAGCACCGUGGACUGCGACUCGACGGAUAAUACGAUGGGGGCCGCGGACAACAGCAGUGGGAACUACUUCAACGGCAAGCCAAAUGGCUAUGAAGAUCUCGAGGACGCCGUCUUCGUCGUCACACUCCUGACUGCUGAUGGUACCCUGAGCGUCACCUCUGGCGAUACCACCCAGACCUUUGAUGCCAAAGCUGGGGCCAACGCUUUUCGAAUGCCCAUGGGCGUCGGACAGCAGACUUUCUCCUUGACCCGAGACUCCAAGACCGUCUUGAGUGGUACAAGCCUGAAAGACAUUCAAGAUUCCUGUAUUUGCGGAAUUUACAAUUUCAAUACCUAUGUGGGAACAUUGCCCGCCGAGGACUCAGAUCCUCUGGGUGCCGACGGCUUGGCCUCAUUCUUGACUGGAUUGUCCGUGACUACGUGCCUUGCCACUCCAUCGCUGGGCACCCCAACCGCCGUCGCAGCAUCGACGACUGGCGCGGGAAGUUCGGUUGCGAGUUCCUCUGCCUCCUCGACCGCAUCUAGCACUCCCGACUGUAACGCCGGUACCGUUGCCGAUGGCGUGUCACUCAAUCUGCUGGGCCUGUGCACCUUUGCCUGUGCUGCUGGGUUCUGCCCCACCGACACCUGUGUUUGUACAUCGACCGGCACUGUGGUGACCUACGAGGCUGGCGUCGCGACCACCGGGUGUGCCCUCUCGGGAGAGGAUGCUAUCUACGAUACGCUCUGUGCCUAUACGUGUCAGCUUGGAUAUUGCCCGGAUACUGCCUGCUCUACCGACUGCAGCAGUUGAAUUCUGUUGUUAUGAUUGCACGAUUAUUGCCUUCUCUUCUCGUCGCUCCUUGCCCUCGUGGCCUAUACUUGGGGAAAGAAACAUGUUUGUUGGAUACCCGGGGAUGUUUCCAGAGUUGUCCUUCUUUGCCUCGAAGGCAGAUGUAUAAAGUUUUCAAAAAUGAAAUUCUACUACUUUGCUCGCG